AGGAUGGUCCCCCGGUGCAACGGCGGGCUGCUGGUGAUCCUGACGAUGGUGGGGACGGCGUUACUAGGCGAGGUGUCAAGCUUGGGCAGGGAUGGGCACCCUCGCGUGGACCUCAACGCUCGGAAAGAGUACUACAGGCAGAGGCUGAAGGAUGGGUGCAUCCAGCAUCCUCCGCCUCCAAAUCCACCACCCCUCCCGACGGUGCCCAACUCCUUCACCACGGACCUUGAGAUCGCCUUCCAGCGAGAAGACCAGCAGAGAAUUCUCUACGGCAAGGAAAUGUACGACGGUGUCGUGAAGAGAGGCGUGCUGGAUUACCGCUUAACUUGCGGGGAUCGUGCUGGACCGCCACCCUACCCUUUUUUUCCGGGGGUGAAACCACUUAACGUUCCCAUCGACGAGGCUCUCUUCAAACCUCCCCUAAAAAGAGGGCCCGCUUCCGUCAAACCCGGGGAGGAAAACUGCGGCCCCUAG
Penaeus monodon (black tiger shrimp) is the source of this 474-nucleotide messenger RNA. RefSeq lists its product as uncharacterized. The coding region runs from base 4 to 474 and encodes 156 amino acids. Lineage: Eukaryota; Metazoa; Arthropoda; Malacostraca; Decapoda; Penaeidae. The transcript has 3 exons. The record is from RefSeq and is a predicted model, not a curated record.